Messenger RNA from Aspergillus terreus NIH2624, 1320 nucleotides. RefSeq names its product proteasome regulatory particle base subunit RPT1 (gene rpt1). Gene Ontology annotation, molecular function: ATP hydrolysis activity; ATP binding; proteasome-activating activity. Gene Ontology annotation, cellular component: proteasome regulatory particle, base subcomplex. The transcript is spliced from 4 exons. Gene Ontology annotation, biological process: proteasome-mediated ubiquitin-dependent protein catabolic process. The record is from RefSeq and is a predicted model, not a curated record. Bases 1 to 1320 code for a protein of 439 amino acids. Lineage: Eukaryota; Fungi; Ascomycota; Eurotiomycetes; Eurotiales; Aspergillaceae.
AUGCCGAGCGCCACGGGUGAGAACUGGGAGAAGUACAGCAAGAACUACGCCGACGAUGAAGAACCAGAGAAGAAGAUCACUCCUUUGACUGAUGAGGACAUCCAGGUGCUUAAGACGUACGGCGCCGCUCCCUACGCCAACGCCCUGAAGAAGCUCGAAAAGCAAAUAAAGGAAAGACAAGCGAGUGUAAACGAGAAGAUUGGCGUCAAGGAAUCCGACACCGGUCUCGCUCCGCCACACCUGUGGGAUGUUGCGGCCGAUCGACAGCGCAUGGCAGAAGAACAGCCGCUGCAGGUGGCUCGUUGUACGAAGAUCAUCCAGGACGAGAAGGACUCCGAUAAGAGCAAAUAUGUCAUCAACGUCAAGCAGAUCGCCAAGUUCGUCGUCAAUCUAGGGGAACGCGUGAGCCCGACAGAUAUCGAAGAGGGCAUGCGAGUUGGUGUCGACCGGAAUAAGUACCAGAUCAUGUUGCCCCUUCCUCCGAAGAUCGACCCCAGUGUGACGAUGAUGACGGUCGAAGACAAGCCCGACGUGACCUAUGGUGAUGUUGGUGGAUGCAAAGAGCAGAUCGAGAAGCUGCGAGAAGUCGUCGAGAUGCCUCUCUUGUCCCCGGAACGGUUCGUCAACCUCGGUAUCGACCCGCCCAAGGGUGCUCUGCUAUACGGACCCCCCGGUACGGGUAAGACGCUCUGUGCUCGAGCCGUGGCCAACCGAACCGAUGCAACUUUCAUCCGUGUCAUCGGUAGUGAACUGGUGCAGAAGUACGUUGGUGAGGGUGCCCGGAUGGUGCGCGAGCUGUUCGAGAUGGCCCGCACCAAGAAGGCGUGCAUUAUCUUCUUUGACGAAAUCGACGCCGUCGGUGGAGCCCGUUUUGAUGACGGAGCGGGUGGUGACAACGAAGUGCAGCGUACUAUGCUGGAACUGAUCACGCAAUUGGAUGGAUUCGAUGCCCGUGGUAACAUCAAGGUGAUGUUCGCGACCAACCGACCCUCCACCCUGGAUCCGGCUUUGAUGCGUCCUGGACGUAUUGAUCGGAAGAUCGAGUUUUCUCUGCCGGAUGUGGAGGGCCGUGCGAACAUUCUCCGCAUUCACGCUAAGAGCAUGUCGGUGGAGCGCGACAUUCGGUGGGAGUUGAUCUCUCGCCUGUGCCCGAACGCUACGGGAGCAGAGCUUCGGAGUGUUGCAACGGAAGCCGGCAUGUUUGCCAUCCGGGCACGACGCAAGGUGGCGACAGAGAAGGACUUUUUGGCGGCCGUGGACAAGGUGAUCAAGGGCAACCUGAAGUUCAACUCGACGGCGACGUAUAUGCAGUACAACUAG